Messenger RNA from Cladophialophora psammophila CBS 110553, 3147 nucleotides. RefSeq lists its product as uncharacterized. Gene Ontology annotation, biological process: chromatin remodeling. Gene Ontology annotation, molecular function: histone methyltransferase activity; protein binding. The record is from RefSeq and is a predicted model, not a curated record. Lineage: Eukaryota; Fungi; Ascomycota; Eurotiomycetes; Chaetothyriales; Herpotrichiellaceae. The coding region runs from base 1 to 3147 and encodes 1048 amino acids. The transcript has a single exon.
AUGACAAUCUCUGCUCGAAAUACUAGCUCAGAAACCACCAAACAGACAACUCUACAAAAAGGGCAAUCAUCGAGUGAAAGCGAUUCGGAUGACUCGAGUGAGGACGAGAUAUCAGACUCAAGUAACCCAGACCCGGAUCAAGAGCCUCCACUCAGGCUUGUUUUCCGUCCUCAGCCAUCACAAAAUUCAGAUGCGGAACAAGAAGCGCCCACUGAAAAGCAGUCUCAAAAGAGCAGAGUAAUCGAAGUCGAGAAAGAUGAGAGUGUUGAGGAAGAUGGCGGUGCUGAGGGGUCGUCCGCUGUGAGCGGGGAAGAUGAGGAUGAUGACUGCAUCAGUGUCUCGUCUGACUCUUCAGUCGAAUCUAUAGAGAAAGCCACCUUCCGUCCCUCUGUCAAAUCUUUCACAAAUUUACUGAAACGCAUACGCCAGCAAUUACGUGAAUACCAGCAAACAAAUGUCCUAGCCGAUUUGAGGCAGGCAACUAUCGACGCCAGGAAGUAUUCUGGUCCCAAGCUCGACCCAAGUCUCCCAUACCCUUUCAAGACACUCACCGAGGAGAGACGGAGAGGGUGGGAUCCAGACGCAGAGGAAAACAAGGAUGUGGAGGUAAUUCCAGCACCUCAAAAGUGGGAUCACACCGGCUCGAUAAUCCUGCCAAAAGCCAAGUCCAUCGGCAGAGUCAAUUCAAGUUUUCUUGCGCCAAAUGUUCGGAUCGCCACACAUAGAGCCUACGAUGAUGAAGACGAGGACGAUCCGGACUCCAGCAUAAAAUAUGAAGAGUUCGAACUGCGCUACAAAACUGACUUCCAGGGGAUGGAGCAGCAACGCCUAUGCCAGGAGUUAAUAUACCUUUGGGAGCCCUGGGUCGAAGAACUAUUGAAGCGCCUCCGAAUCCAGAAGAGCGACGUCCUAUACUUCUUUACGCAAGACCAUUUUGAACCUGAUCGCCAAAUCGAGUUUAAAUGCUGUGAGGGGUCUCGAACGGCGUGGAGAACAGAACAGAAGAGUGUUUGCAACACAUGCAAACUGGCUGACCCACAGAGUCGCCAGAGCUAUCUUGGUGAAGGCUUCAAGCGUCUGCCACGGCCUGAUGACCGAAGCCUAGUUUUCGCAGGGCUAGCGGCUCGCGCCUUCCAUAAGAUGACAGGGUCAAGUCUGUGGCACAUUGCCCUUGGCAGUACAAUACAACCGCGAAAUAUGGACUCCGAGGCGGCCACGACGCAAGACCCCGGCUUCUGCUUAAUCUGUUUUCGCCACCAGUGUCCAGAUCACGGAUCCUACGAGGAGCCUCCCGACGAUGACGAAGGCCCGGAAACAUCCAGAGCCUUUAUAAACGACGAUGAAUCUGAUCGGAACGUACGAAAGUUCGUGUCGCUGCCUCGUGCCAAGCGUGACGUUGAAAAUAAGUCACAUAUAUGCGGAAUAUUCUGCGUAGAAUCGUCGACCAACUUGCGACAGAUACUCGGCCGACAGCUCAACGGGAAUAUCAGCGGAGAGAGUCGGCCGCCAGAAAACUACAUUAGGCCCAUACUAGCAGAUGAUCACUUGUGCAGUUCGUCGUGCUUCUGGGAUGUCACCAACCGCCGCGAUAUCACGGUAUCAGAAGUAGAAUUCCGCCCGUUUGUAUCGGAGUCACAAAAAAUCUCUGUCGAGAAGCUCAUGGGCUUCUACCUCUACAAUAAACGAGGCCCUUGCCUUAUCUCACGAGUGAUCAAGGAAGUAAGCUGCAUGAUGAUUUUCAAUCACAUCAUCUUCGCAAUAUUCAGAGUCAAGCAUCCUCCCAAUCCAUGCCCGAUAGCUACUAACACAAGUCCUACUCGGGGAGGUUCCAGCCAGAUGGCACGCGGGAAGAAGAAACCAGCGCAGAUAAUUGAUGUCUCCAGAAGUUCGGACUUAGAAAAGCGGGAGCCUUUUUUCCCUUGUUCCCAUGAGGGACCGUGCAUCAACAACCCGGCAUGCUCAUGCGCGACAAGCAAGGUACACUGUGAGCGGUUCUGCGGAUGUGACGAGUCAUGCAAACGACGCUUUCGGGGGUGCACCUGCAAAGCUGGCGGUAACAAGAUCUGCUUCGAGGACAACAGGUGCGAGUGCUGGAAAAUCAAUCGUGAAUGUGACCCCCAUCUUUGUGGCAGAUGUGGCGUGCUUGAAGUCCUGGAUUCUUUUAACAAGUACCGGGAUGACAUCCGAAAGGGCCGCUGUAGGAACAACCGUAUCCAGCUGGGCGUACCUGCCAACACCACCAGGGCUCCAAGCCAGGUCCAGGGCUAUGGACUCUACGCCCUAACCAACAUUCCAAGCGGGGACUUCAUUGGCGAAUAUGUCGGAGAGAUUAUCAGCAAAACGGAGGGCGACAGAAGAGGCGCGCUCUAUCAUCUCCGAAAUCAAGAAUAUCUCUUCGCCCUCAAUGCGACUCAGGAGAUCGACGCGUCCAAUCACGGCAACAAGAUGAGAUAUAUGAACAACUCGCUGAAAGAAGAGAACGUUAAUGUGGAGCCUAAAAGUCUGUGGUGCAAUGGACAGGCGCGGAUCGGGCUUUUUGCCAGGCGGCGUGUCAACGCGGGAGAAGAACUGUUGUGGACAUAUGGUUACAGUGAGGAACAUGUCAAGAAUUUUUGGGAGCCAGGAGAAAAGCCCGCAAGUGACCGAGCACUGCUCCCAUAUUCGGCGGAACGUGUCACACGGACCACAGGAACAGAUAAGCUAGCAAAGGCAACCGGCGACAACGCUCGAGAAGAUCGCAGCAGCCAGUCUCGUGUGCUACGUCAGCAACUGAAGCGUAGGAGAGAGGAUGGCCAGAGCACUGGGGCAGGUUCAGGCGCCGAUGAAGAAGCAGCACACAGCUCAACGAACGGCUCCACGGGCGGGCCAGCAGACGAGGCGACGCAAGAUCCACCAAUUGAAGAUGCGGAGGAUUCAGAUUAUGAGGCUAGGGGUCAUGUAUCGGAUGACGGUGACCUGGGGGAGGACGAGCGGGAUGUGGAGUCUGAUCUUGACGGGUCCCGGAAAAGAAGGACCAAGGUGCAACAGCGCAACCGGACUAGCAAUAAUGGGGCGGGUGAGAGAUGGAGGACGUCAGGGGCCAAGGACAAGAGAGGACGAGAGAGAGCACGCAACCACAAGCAUGGGAAAAGGAAGGCAGAAUUCUAG